Brachypodium distachyon (stiff brome) is the source of this 1211-nucleotide messenger RNA. Its product is annotated as cytosolic sulfotransferase 5. Bases 146 to 1156 code for a protein of 336 amino acids. Lineage: Eukaryota; Viridiplantae; Streptophyta; Magnoliopsida; Poales; Poaceae. The record is from RefSeq and is a predicted model, not a curated record. Gene Ontology annotation, cellular component: cytoplasm. The transcript has a single exon. Gene Ontology annotation, molecular function: sulfotransferase activity. Gene Ontology annotation, biological process: sulfation.
AAAAGACAGCAUGCCGGCCGAUCUUAUCGUAAUCUCACAAAAGACACCAGCUAGCCAGUGAUGCAUGUGAGCUAAAAACCAAUACAGCUAGGGAAAUUUGUCGCGCGACACGGACCAGCUGGCCAACAAUCAACUUGGCCGGAGGAUGGCGUCGCCGACGAUGGAUCUGGACAUCUCGUCGCUUCCCCUGGAGACACGCUGCCCGCCGUUCCGGCUCAGGCAGUGCGGCGGCUUCUGGCUGCCGGAGACGAGCCUCCCGGGCAUCGCCGCCGUGCACGCGUCCUUCGCACCGAGGCCGGAGGACAUUCUCCUGGCCAGCUUCCCCAAGUCCGGCACCACCUGGCUCAAGGCCCUCGCCUUCGCCACGCUCCACAGGGCCGACCACCCGCCACGCGCCGCCGACCACCCGCUCCGCCGCCUCAAUCCCCACGGCUGCGUCAAGUUCUUGGAGCUGGACUUGGGCCUUCCGGCACAAGAUCCUAAAGGCGGAGCUAGCGGCGUGCUGGCCACCCACCUGCCUUACUCGCUUCUAGGGAGGCGUAUCACGGCGGAGGAUUCCGGUUGCCGGAUCGUGUACAUUUGCCGAGACCCCAAGGACGCCUUCGUCUCCUCCUGGCUCUUCACCAAGAAAAACAUGGACAUGGCGGCGGCCAUGGAUGCCGCCAACAACGACAGCCCACCAAGCAAAGCUACUAAGGCACUCUGCACGCUCCAAGAGGCGUUCGAGCUAUUCUGCGACGGGCGAUCAUUCUACGGCCCGCAAUGGCACCAUGUCGUCGGCUACUGGCAAGAAAGCCGGAGGAACCCACAUAAGGUGCUGUUCCUCCGGUACGAGGAGAUGCUCCAAGAUCCUGUAAGCAACCUGAAGAAGCUGGCCGAGUUCAUGGGGUGCCCCUUCUCUGCCGAGGAGGAAGCGGCGGGGGCCGUGCGGGACAUCGUCGAGCUGUGCAGCCUCGACACCCUCAGGAACAUGGAGGUGAACAGGAAUGGUGCUCAGUUGCUGGCCAGGAACGACGGCUUCUUUCGCAAAGGGGUAGCCGGAGACUGGAGAAACCACAUGACGUCAGCAAUGGCGGCAAGGCUAGACAGAAUCGUCCAGGACCAACUGCAAGGGUCAGAUUUUACCUUCACCGUCGCCGCUCAGGCAACUACGUGAGUGCAACGGGUGUAAAACUUGUGAUGAAUCAAUAAAGUCAUCCCUUUUUCAUCUU